This is a messenger RNA of Fraxinus pennsylvanica, 1533 nucleotides long. Lineage: Eukaryota; Viridiplantae; Streptophyta; Magnoliopsida; Lamiales; Oleaceae. The record is from the annotation of a GenBank genome assembly.
AUGUCUGGGGGAGUGGAAAGGCAUGUGAAUUUCCCUGCAACAAUGGAAUCCAUAAGCAAAAAGGGCCAACGACAAGCCCGGUCCGGAUGCUGCAACUCGGAUCAAAAACCAGGGCCGGUAUCAUUAGACCAUGUUUUAGCCGCCUUAAGGGAAACCAAGGAAGAAAGGGAUUCAAGAAUUCGAAGUUUAUUCAAUUUUUUUGAUUCGAAUAACGUGGGGUACUUGGAUUAUUCUCAAAUCGAGAAUGGCCUUUCGGCAAUGCAAAUUCCGGCUGAUUAUAAGUUUGCGAAAGAGCUUUUGGAUGUUUACGAUGCUAAUAAGGAUGGGAGGGUGGAUUAUCAAGAUUUCAGGAAGUAUAUGGAUGAUAAAGAGCUGGAGUUGUACAGGAUUUUCCAGGCUAUUGAUGUGGAGCACAAUGGAUGCAUUUUGCCUGUGGAGUUAUGGGCUGCUCUUGUCAAGGCUGGGAUAGAAAUUGAUGAUGAAGAACUUGCUAGUUUUGUUGAGCAUGUUGAUAAAGACAAUGAUGGAAUUAUAACUUUUGAAGAAUGGAGAGAUUUUCUUUUUCUCUAUCCACAUGAGGCUACCAUAGAAAACAUUUAUAGGUAUUGGGAAAAAGUAUAUCUUGUUGAUAUUGGUGAACAAGCUGUAAUUCCUGAAGGCAUCAGCAAGCAUGUUCACGCAACAAAAUAUUUGAUUGCAGGCGGAGUUGCCGGAGCCGCAUCUCGUACUGCAACUGCGCCUCUUGAUCGUCUCAAGGUGGUUUUACAAGUUCAGACUACUCGUGCUUGCAUUUUUCCUGCAGUUAAAAGCAUUUGGAAGGAAGGGGGUUUUUUGGGAUUUUUCCGGGGUAACGGAAUAAACGUGUUGAAGGUUGCACCGGAAAGUGCCAUUAAGUUUUACACAUAUGAAAUGUUGAAGAAUGUUAUCGGAGGUAUUGAAGGAGAAAAACGCGGUGAUGUAGGAACUGUAGGACGACUAAUUGCAGGUGGUUUGGCCGGAGCUGUGGCACAAACCUCUAUUUAUCCAAUGGAUCUUGUGAAAACUCGAUUACAGACCUCAGUGUGUGAAGGUGGAAAUGUUCCAAGCUUGGGAAAAUUAUCAAGAGAUAUAUGGAUUCAAGAGGGACCUCGGGCCUUUUAUAGAGGACUGCUACCGUCUGUUUUGGGAAUUAUCCCUUAUGCAGGCAUUGACUUGACCCUGUACGAAACCUUGAAAGAUGUGUCCAAGAAAUAUAUUCUUCAUGAAAGUGAACCCGGUCCUCUCGUGCAACUCAGUUGUGGAACAAUUUCAGGGGCUGUUGGAGCAACAUGUGUUUACCCACUGCAGGUUGUAAGAACAAGAAUGCAAGCGCAACGUACAAAUACAGAUGCUGCUUACAAGAGCAUGUCAGAUGUAUUCUGGAGAACAUUUCGGCACGAAGGUUUUAGGGGCUUCUAUAAAGGACUUUUCCCGAAUCUUUUUAAAGUUGUACCAGCAGCAAGCAUUACGUAUCUAGUUUAUGAAAGCAUGAAAAAGAGUCUAGAUCUUGAUUAG